AUGGUCGCUACCGCAUUUCGAGCAAGCGCCGGCAGCGCGAUCCGUCUCGCGACGACCGCUACUCGUAUGAUCAUGGUCCCUCGCCGCUUCGCCGACCCUCCCCCUCUAUCCUUCGCGCUCAGGUCCUCACUGCCGUCCGCUACACACCCCAGCGUCGACUCGACACUAAAACAGCUCAAGCUAUGCACACGGCGUCUGGAGGCAGCUUUCGCUUCCCACCGGGGUGAGCUACAGGUCCUCGAGAGAUUGUAUUAUAAGGGCAAAAACCAGCACCGCACCGCAAUCUUUUGGCGGAGAGUGGUCGAAAUGAGACGUUAUGGAGACAGACUGGAGGGAAUGGCCAUGUUCGAUCUCGUCGACCGUCUAAGGUGCGCGUUUUGGGGUGACCUCGCCCAGCAGAACCCAAAGGCUUUGAAAGGCCCUUGGUGCUAUUUCCCUGACGCCAAAUCGGUGCGUUUCGUCGUGCAGCGUUGUUAUGAAUGCUGUAGCCUGAUAGAUAAGAUACAAGAACGUUUGUCCGCUGCGUAUAGCAAUUUUACCCUUCUGAUGCAAACAGCUGCCUUUUUGCAGCUUAUUCUGACACUCGCCGCCAUUGCUUCUCGUCUGCGAAUAUUACUUACUGAAAUACGUGCCGCUACUGAGCAGGCCGGGAAUGCUUGUCACAAGUUGCUCCAGAGUCUCAGCCUCACUGAAGCAGGCAAGAUUCAGCAUCCAAAGGGUUAUGGUCCACAUACUGCGCGGGAAAUCCCGUUGAGAACCCAGUCAUCAACGCCUUCCGCGGAGAUCGCGAUGUCAGACGAUCUCGUUACCGAAGAUUUGGGUAGUGUACUGAGACGUUCAAAUCCUGAAAUGGAUGUAGCUGCAAGAGAUCAGUCUGUCGAUCACCCAAUCGACGCGAUUUCAUCCUCACUUGAGCUUGUUCGUGAUGAUGCACAGAUGGACGCAUUUGACAUGGCCUCGGCAACUACAGUUGUCACCCCGAGACGUAUCACAAUUUCGCGCAAUCCGGACAAGAUUUCUAGUGACAGUAGUCGUAUAGCUACCUCAGCAAAGCGGAAGCAAGUGGAAACUUCGAAGAAGAGCAUCAAAGCCAAGAAGAAGAGGAAGGAUGACAUUGACGACAUUUUCGGGUUUUAA
Messenger RNA from Fibroporia radiculosa, 1137 nucleotides. RefSeq lists its product as uncharacterized. The coding region runs from base 1 to 1137 and encodes 378 amino acids. The transcript is spliced from 6 exons. NCBI's taxonomy places the organism in Eukaryota, Fungi, Basidiomycota, Agaricomycetes, Polyporales, Fibroporiaceae. The record is from RefSeq and is a predicted model, not a curated record.